AUUAUGGCUUCUUCCUUGCGUACUGAUCCAGCCUUCCUUCGCACAUGUGUUCUCUACGAGGUGUUCAAGCUGAACACAUUUUCUCAGGGAUUCGCUAACUUCUGCAGCACGUUCGGAAACGACAUCAUGCAUAAUCGGGAAUUCGAGUUCUGGCACAGACGUUUUUACGACGGAAAUCACGAUUUGGGUCUUGAGAUCAGCUCACAAAAUGCCAUUGACCACGAGCUCGAACGUGCAAAGAAUGGGCAAAUCCUGAGAUCGGAUCCGUCACGUUCUGAGAAGAAAGCAAAGCACUUGGAGUUCAUUACUUCUCCUCUGUGCAAAGAUCCGGAAUUCGUUCGUUCUUGCGUCCUCUACGAAGUUUUCAGUCUGAAAGACUCUACCCAAGGAUACAAAGAUUUCUGCGAUGCUCUCGGAAACGAGUCUAUGGGCGUCAGAGAGUUCGACUUCUGGUGGAAUCGAUUCUACAAUGGUGAUCAUGAUUUGUGUCUCGAUAUGACUGCCGCAGUCACUUUGGGAAGGCAAAUAUAUAAUAAGCUUCAUCAAAAUAAAUUGUUAGUUUUGUAGCUCCGGACAAGACGAUGGCUUCACAAAUGAUGGAGAGGCUGAAGAGACUUCGCAGCUUCAACGUGUUUCUGGAGAUUCUGUGGAAUGAAAUACUUGCAAAUUUAUGAUGAUUACGGUGAUUUUUCGGAUGAGGAGGAGCACGUGCUGAAGAUGUGCAAAUUCGGAGAGCCUGCUAUCAGAGAGUUCAUUGUCGCGAACUUUUCGGCUGAAGAGAUCGUCGAUUUCAGAUCUCAACUUCACGAUAAUCUGGAAGAAUACGAAGAGAAGAACAAGCCAUCUCUCAUCAAAAAGCUCGUCGGAAAGAUAAAAGGGAUCGGCGCUCGGAGAGAUGAUGACUCGGAUUCCGAAGAGGAUUCGGAAGAGAGCUCCGACGAGGACUAAAAUCAUUCUUGUGUACAACCCAAACCUACUAACCCGCACAUUAUUUUCUGAAAUAGCUUGCCACAAUUGUAAAUAAAUAUUAGCGCCUG
Molecule: messenger RNA, 1037 nt
Organism: Caenorhabditis elegans
Lineage: Eukaryota; Metazoa; Nematoda; Chromadorea; Rhabditida; Rhabditidae
Gene: Y75B12B.1
Product: Mos1 transposase HTH domain-containing protein
Exons: 4
Coding region: 4-567 (187 amino acids)
Source: RefSeq, marked reviewed